ACGGACCGGACCGGCACCGUAGCGACCCGCUCCGCCGCCAUGGCCCCCGGCUCGCCCGCCGCCGUGCCGUGCCUACUAACAGCGCUCCUGGACGGAGGGUCCUGCCGAAGCACUGAGGAUAAGUGACUUGUCCAAGGUGACUUCGCAGCCGAGUCCGAGAGCGGACUCUGAAGUCCCCGGCUCCGGCCCCUGCCCUGCCCGCCCCAGCCGCUAACAUCGCCGGCGCUUUCUUCCGGGAGCACUGCGGCUGCACCCACUUUGCUCUGCUCCGCUCUGCUGCUCCGCGAGUAGGGACCGCUGCUACCUGCCUGCUCACGCCAGCCGGGGGAAUAGCCGUAGGGAAGCAAUGCACUGCUUCAGCCCAGCCGCCAGCACGCCCGCCGACAGGUUUGCACAUCUUUGCCAUCGCCUUGGCCUUGGAGGUGUCGGUGGGGAAGACCAACACUGUGAUGGCUCUGAAUAACUCUGAUGUUCUGCUGCCCUGUACCUUCACCACCUGCAUAGGCUUUCAGGACCUCCAGUUCACAUGGACUUUCAACUCAACAGAGAUGAUUUACCAUGGCAGAAUAAAGAGCAAAUCUUCAGAGCCCUUCCUUGUGGGGCGCAACCCACGCGUCGAAUUCGUCGGCUCAACGACUGGGAAGGACAACAACAUCUCCAUUGUCCUGAGGAGUGUGGAGUUCAGUGAUGCUGGGAAAUACACCUGCCACGUCAAGAACCCCAAGGAGAGGAACGCGCAGCACAAUGCCACCAUCAUCCUCACGGUGGUCCACAAAAGUUGGGGGCCAGCAGCUGGUGGAGGGUCUCUCUGCAUUCCUGGGCCCCUCAGCAGCUUCUCUCCUGCAGUGGUGGAGACAGACAACACUGUGACACUCAUCAUCGUGGGUGUUGUGGGGGGGCUCAUCGGCCUCCUCAUCCUCUUCAUGCUCAUCAAGAGGGUAGUCCUGUUUAUCAUCAAGAAGAUCCAGGAUGGAAAGAAGGAAUGUCUCGUGAGCUCGUCAGGCAACGACAACACCGAGAAUGGCUUGGCCGGCUCCAAGGCAGAAGAAAAAGCACCCUCGAAGGCAUGAAACAGCAUCCCCAGAGCCCCAGCCCGCCCGAGUGGGAGGGUGGGCAGGGGACGAGUCUUCCCCUUUUGUUUUCUUUCCAAACUGCCAACGCUUGAGACAUGUUUCUAUAUUACACACGUGCCUGCAACCUGCACUGCUUCUCGGAAAGGACUUCGGCUGCCAGGAGGACUGGGAGCUGCUUGUGCAUUCAGACUGGGAUGCUACCGGGACAAGGAGAGCCACCUGCUCCACUCUGAGCAAAGGCAAGAGGGUGCCGGGCAGGCAGGGAAGCUGGGGAGCUGCUCUGGGGGCGGGGGGCAGCCGGGGGUCCUGGCAUCCUUGGGGGGCAGAUGGUGUCUUGUCUGCCUGUGGUGAUGCUGAGCUGGGGCAGGCAGGAGCUGCCUGCUCGGGACGGAGGGUUUCUGGAGCAGAGCAGGGAUGCAGAUGUUGGGGUGGAGGCUCCUGUCUUCCCUGCUUCCUCAGGGCUCCGGGGCAGGAGGAAGGAGAGAGGCAGGGCUGCUGCUUGGAGGGGCUUGGCUUCAGCUCUCCUGCUAAGCACACUUGAGAACUAAACCAGUGAACAGCCCGUUGCUGCUGGGGCUGUCAUUUCAUCCCAGCAGAGCUGGGUGCUGUGCUCCCAUGGGGCAGGCUGGCCCUGAGGAGCCACAGCUCCUCCCGUGGCAGGGCUGGGGGCUCCAGUGGCCAGGAGCAGGUGCUGGCCGUGGUGGGACACGGCAGCGUGGAGCUCCACAUUUCACACUCGCUUUGCCCCUGCAUCUCCUGUUAGCCUUUUGGGGAGACAUUCCCAGGGUUUGUGCUGCUGCUCUUGCUCGCCCUCUCCUCUUUUCCCAGCUCAGCACUCAGAGCAGCAAUGCUUUCAGGGCUGGCUCGACAAGGCUGAACUUGUUACACGGAUGGUUUUAUAUUGGGCUCCCGUGGGAGAACAGCUGAGCACCUCUCCCUUCACCCACAGCAAAACGUGGCACCCCAUCCCCAAAGCAGGGAGGGGGGAGCAUGGCCAAGCUCUGGGGAAGGGAGCUGGGCUGGGGUUGUCCCAGAUGGUCCCAGGCCUGCCACCGUCCCGCUGGGUGACCUUGGGCAAGUCGCUCUGCCCCUCCAUGCCUCAGUUUCCCCAUCUGUAAAAUGGGGAUAAUAAUACUGCUCUACCUCACAGGGGUUGUUGUGAGGCUUCCUUGGCUAACGUUUGUGAAGCACUUUCAGGUCUUUGGAUGAGGGGUGCCACAGAAAGCCACAGGGUCUUUGCAGCAGGGGGGAACCCAGCCCCUUCCCAAGGGCUGUAGCAGGAUGUGGGAUGUGAAGGGAAUGAGCUAUGACUGAGAUUGGCAGUGUCCUUCACAGUGUGAUUUGUUCUCUCUUUCUCCUUCAUUUUUGGGGACUGCCAGGGAAGCUGCAGGAUGUGCAGCUCCCCCAUCCCCACUGGAAAUUGGGAAUCAAAGCUGAGCAGUGAUGUCCCUGGCUGCGGGGGGGCUUGCACCCUGACGGAGCUGAAUGUAGGUGGGGAUUUGGUGGGAAGGCAGAGGAGGAAAGGUUUGGUUCUACCUUUCUUGGUAGAGUGGGAGAGGUCAGAUCCCACCUGCCUGUUUGUGGGGCUGGUAGUACAGGAGCACCUUGGAGCUUCCCUUUGGGUUUGGGGGCACCCGCUGGAGCGUGGUCAGGUGUUUGGGACAGGAGACAAGCACAGGCACGCACCCCUGGCAGGUUUCUGUGGAUACUGGGGAGAUGGGCAAGUGGGAGUCGGGUCCUCAGGAUCCCAGUCCCCUCUCCUGGGGGCAGCAAAUCUGACCUCUUUCACAGGAGGUGUGAGGCUGCCUGCACCCAGUUUUGAAGUGCUCCUGGGGUGAAAGGCACUCUGGAAAUGCAAAGUAUUGUUAACAUCCCAUUGUCAUACAUGAAAGUCUGGGCAGGGAGGUGUGAAACCUCCCCAUAGACCCAAGACCCCCCACCCAGCCCAUCCUUGGAGGAGAUCUCCCAUGGGAGAGGACAGUGAGGGGAGGAAGGGAUAUUUUUUAAAAACUAUUUUUAGCUAUCCUAAGCAGUUGGCCUUUUUUAGACGGUAUCUGGACCCCGUUCCACUUACCACAGGAUAUGCAAUGCUCUACUAUGCAUGGAUUACUCCUCUGGCUUACUGGGAAGAGUCACCAUGACCAGCUCUGAGCUGUGACUCCAUACAUCCGUGUCCGGGAGCCGCACGCAGCGCGGGGGGAGCGGGAUGGUUGGGGACCCUGUGCCGGCUCCUGGGGGGUCCCCCAUGGUCACGGGGGCUUCGGGGGGUUCCUGGGACAUGCAGGGAGAAGGCUGUGAUGCAGGUGUGUGCUGCGACAGACACGUAUGUGUGUAAGCAUCUGUAAAUACAUGUAGGAGAUACCUGCGAACAAGCACAGGGUGCGGGUGACAUUCUGUGUGAUGACUGACAGCACAUUUUUGCACUGUAGAGGUUUAGUUAGCUUUGCCUUGAAUGAAAUAAACUUUAUGUUUACUA
Molecule: messenger RNA, 3549 nt
Organism: Calypte anna (Anna's hummingbird)
Lineage: Eukaryota; Metazoa; Chordata; Aves; Apodiformes; Trochilidae
Gene: SCN4B
Product: sodium voltage-gated channel beta subunit 4
Exons: 6
Coding region: 450-1070 (206 amino acids)
Biological process (GO): cardiac muscle cell action potential involved in contraction; regulation of sodium ion transmembrane transporter activity; regulation of ventricular cardiac muscle cell membrane repolarization
Cellular component (GO): membrane; voltage-gated sodium channel complex
Molecular function (GO): sodium channel regulator activity; transmembrane transporter binding
Source: RefSeq, a predicted model, not a curated record